ACAUGGCACCAGCCAUUGGGCCUCUGCAAACACGCCACUGGCUGAGUCAGCAGCUGGAGUGGCAAGGGUAAGAAGAAAUUGACUAGCCCAGAUUCACACCCUUCUGCAUCUCUAAGGGGAUGGUGCUCUCUCUACACCUCCAAACGGGGCAAGCUGGGGCUUUUACACUUUGAUCUGGCGAAGAGGAGUCUCAGCCGGUUUAUUUUCUAGCAUGGAGAGGAUUAUCGGGGAAUUGCUGCUCCGCCAGCCAGGUGAGUAUUUGCACCAGCGAUGAGCCAGAUCCCCAGCUGGUGUAGACAGACCUAAGUGGAGCUACACCUGAUUGACACAGCAGCUGGGGAUCUGCACCUAUUGACUCUCAUGGAGCUGAGGAUAUGGAAUUUUUAUUUUUAUUAUGUCACUGAAAAUGCUGGUUGGUCGUGUCGAUGAAGAGGACAAGGGGAGGGGGGAAAUGUACGGUAAACCCGCCCUGAUUGCUACAUCUCCGAUUCCGGACCCAAUGGGAAGCGCAGAACGGGAAGGAGGUCAGGGUGGUACCUCUGCCUGGAAUUGGCACCGCGAGUCUGACACAGUGACAUCCAUCCGGCGAAGCACUGAGGAUGCUGGGACCAGGCUGCAGGGAGCCAUGGAGGGCUUUAGGGUUCGGCUCUGGUUCCACCUCUGGCUGAUUGGACAUCCACUGAGUCUGGAAUAAGGCAGCAUCCAAAGAAGGGCAACUGAUCAGAGCAAAACACACCCCAGAGCUCCUAGGAAGAGAUGGGGAAAGGCACGCAGAGGGAGAAAACAGAGCCAGAGAAGCCGCUUAAAGACCAAGGCGAUGCAGAGAAAGGAGCAAAGCCAGAUUAUGCCCCGGACGCCGUUUGCAAAACUCUCUCAUCCCGUAAAGCCAUAACUGCAGUCGCAUGCUUGAUGAGUAUCAUGACCAUCGUCAUCCUCAUUCUGAUAGUAGCUCUGGCAGUGGUAAUGUCUCGUGUCCCUGAGCCUCUUUUUUCGGAACCCUGCUGCCCGGACAGGUGGGUCGGGUACCAAGGGAAAUGUUACUAUUUCUCAGAAGUGGAAGGGAACUGGGAAUCCAGUCAGCACCACUGCUCUUCACUGGGUGCCUCCCUGGCUGAGAUCGACACUUUGCAGGACCUGAAAUUCCUGAUGCGCUACAAGGGGCCCACUUACCACUGGAUCGGCCUGCGGCGGGAAGAAAACCAGCCCUGGAAGUGGAUGAACGGGACAGAAUUCAACAGCAUGUUUGAGGUGAAGGGAGGAGGAAGCUGCGCGUAUCUGAACGACGUGGCCGUCAUCUCCUCGAGGUGCCAGACGGAGAAGAACUGGGUCUGUAGCAAACCCAGCCUGCAUCUGAAGAAGGGCUAGACCGGGAUGGAACAGAAGAGGCCUUGAAAGGGUGAGGCUCACCCUUGGCGAAGGCAGCCGACAGGCAUAUGGCCCACGAAAACCACCGGGUUGCUUUCCCAGCUAUGCUCACUGUGCUGUUGGCAUGUAAACGACGCCCUUCUUCCCACAUGUAGCUUGCAACCCCAUUUAUGCUGCCUCAGUGCUUAAUUUGUAAUGACUAGGGUGACCAGAUGACAAGAACAAAAUAUCGGGACACUUAGGUGGGGGCAGCCACGGGCUCACCCCCCCUCCUGCCCCCACUGGAGCCAUGUGGGGAGGGGGAUACAAAGCCUGAGGAAGCCGCGGGUUGAGGGUGCAUGGCCUCGUGCCCUCCCUGCCCCCCAAGCACACGGCCCCGGCUCCUGCCCACAGCCCCGCCGCUUACCUGGGGGACGGUUCCCACCCACUGGGAAGCACCUGGCAGGUUCCUCUGGCUCCUCGGGUCAGCGGCGGCCAGCGGGGUCUCCACUCCACGUGCUGCGCCUGCCACAAGCACUGGCUCCGGCUGCCAUUGGCUGGAAGCUGUGAGGGCGGGACUUACUUGGGGGUGUGAGUAGCACGCAGCGUCCCUGUCUGCGCCCACAGCUCCCAUUGGCCGCGAUGGAGCCGGCGCUCGUGGUAGGUGGAGCACGCAGACGCACACGCCCCUGGCCGCCCCUGUGCCUAGGGGCCGCAGGGUCCUGCUGCCCGCCGUUUCCCGGGAGCCGCCCCAAAUAAGCACCGCCGGGACCCCAGGUGAGCGCUCACCAGUGUCCUUCUCCAGCCCCGAGCCAAAACUUCGGGACAAAUGGCGUCGGGACCUGAGACAAACAACUAAAUAUUGGGACAGUCCCGAUGUUAUCGGGAUGUCUGGUCACCCUAGUAAUGACAGCUGCCGGGGCUUAAGCCAUUUUUUUUUUACAUUCAUAACUGAUGUAAUGCCAUGGCACAAAUUAAGCACUGUGCUGCUUCUGAAUUUGCCCCAAUGCCUUAAUCAGAGGCAGUGGAGUGUGUGGCAGAGCACAAGAACGGCCAGACUGGUCCAGACCAAUGGCCCAUCUAGCCCAGUAGCCUGUCUUCCGACAGUGGCCAGGGCCAGGUGCCCCAGAGGGAAUGAACAGAACUGGGCAACUCUUGAGCAAUCCGUCCUCUGUCAUCCACUCCCAGCUUCUGGCAAACAAAGGCUAGGGACAUUCAAAGCUAGUCUGCACUAGAAUUGCUACUAAUCAUUGGGGGCACAGAAUUCCUCCAGCCCAGGGGCCAUGGUGGCAGGGAAAGCAAGCUCCUCCUGGCUGCACGGAGGAGAGUGAGCUCCUGCCAGAGCCCGGACAGGGAGGGAGAGAGGGAAGAGCCAGGGGGGAGCACAGAAUGCGUAGCACCCAAAAUGAGGUCAGAGUUAAAUUUCUGCACACACCCCUGUCUGCGCCUGGCGAUAGCUUUGUCAGUGAGACAUGUCUCUCAUCAACAUAGCGUUGUCCACACCAGCACUUAGGCUGGUGUAACUUACAUCGCUCGGGGGGGUGUUUUUUUCACACCCCGAGCGACAUAUGUUAUUCCGACCUUAGUGCUAGUGUAUACAAACCCUCAGAGCAUGGGGGUGCAUCCCUGACCCUCUUGGCUAACAGCCAUUGUUGAACCUGUCCUUCAGGAACUUACCGACUUCAUUUUGAACCCUGUUAUAGUUUUGGCCCUCACAACAUCCCCUGGCAAUGAGUUCCACAGGUUGAGGGUGUGUUGUGAUAGCCAGAUCCCCUCUGCCUAUCCCACCCAGUUCUUUUCUUACACUAAGAAUCUCUGUACCUGGUAAGAAAGUUCAGACAUUUGUUAAGGGAUCCAGCCCAGUUUCCCCAGCCACAUAAUCCUCCUUCAGCACUGACUGUUGCCUCAUUUGGUUUACACCAUCUACCCAAAGUGGACCCUACUCUCUAAAACAUACACAAUCGUGAGAAGAACAAAUUCCUGGGAGAUUAUUGGAAGACCCUUAAAUGAGGACUGGGCCUACACAAUCACCUAGUCAUUUGUUAUUGUGACCUUUGUGUAUAUAUUUGCAAAUGAUGUUAACGCCAGCCCCCUGCAUUUAAAAAUUAGUCAGGUCUCCAAAAUCACAAGAUUAUUGGAAAUAAUCAUGAGAUGUUUUUAAACUAAAUCAUGGAUUGUUUUAUUAGUUUUCUGAGCCGCUGGGGGUUAUGUUUCCAGACUUUUCUCCAUAAGCCCAAGAGGUAGAAACUUAGGGCCAGGGGCGAAUUAAUGCACAGGUCCACCAGAAUCUGUGUGGAAGCCGGGGGGGCCACUAGUGCCUGCCCCUGCUCCACCUCUUCCUCCAAGGCCCCACCCCCCUGGCCAGGCCAGAAGCCAGACCCAGGCCAUGGUAAAGAGCCACCCAGGGAGUCAGGCCGCUGUGGGGCGCACCAGACCCGCCACCUGCCUUGUGGCGGAGGUUGGUGGGCCCAAGAGCCUAGCCCCCCAGCCUGUGUCCCCACUGUCCUGGGGUGCGCCGGCCAGAGUAGGUGGAAGUAGGGUGACCUGAUGUCCCAAUUUUAUAGGGACAGUCCAGAUUUUGGGGUCAUUUUCUUAUAUAGGCUCCUAUUACCCCCCAUCCCCGUCCCGAUUUUUCACAUUUGCUGUCUGGUCAGCCUACAGCAGCCUGAGUUCCCUGGAUGGCUCUUACCACGGGGCCUCGUGGAGGGAGGAGGAGCAGGGGGCGGAGCCCCGUGGCGAGGGAGCUGUGAGGGCGGGGUCCAAAUAUUCUUUGUGCCCAGGGCCCCAAUAAAUCUUAAUCUGCCUCUGCUUAGGGCUUGUACAUGCUACCACUUAUGUUGGCAUCACUUAUGUCACUCAGGGGUGUACACAAUUGCCAGCCCCUUGAGUGACGUAAGUUACACCAACCUAAGCCCCAGCGCGCACAGGGCUGCGUUGGCAGGAGCGCUUCUCCCGCCGAGGUGGGUUUAUUAUGCCGACGGGAGAGCGCUCUCCCAUCGGCAGAGAGCGUCUUCACCAGGCGCAAUGCGGCACCACGGCUGUGCAACGCUAGCCCUGAGCGAAAGCCGAGUUGCUCACAGGAUUCCAGGAGCUGGGACUUGCGAUCAAAUGAGGAGCCCAGGCAGCACCGAAAUUUUAGGGGAGCUUGGGAAAGUUGGGAGGGUGCUACGACUCAGGAGCUGUGCUGGUCAGCAUCAUCUGAUUACAUGGCAGAGGAUUAUAGGAUUGAUCCUUUAAUUGUUCUUUCUCAGCCAUCCUUUGUGGGGGGGUUGAACUUGUCUUUUAGCCUUGGCUUACUGAAUUGGCAAUUUUAUUACAUAACCUUCCACCCAUCAUUAUUAUAUGGCCAUGUUAUUGUGUAGGCUGUGAGCUUGCAUGCAAUUAAGCACACAAUUCAUGAUCAGCUACAAACAUACUUAUUGACUGCAAACUCUUUGGGGCUGAGACUGUCUCUCGCUCUGUGUCUGGGCAGCGCCCUCCACAACAGGGCCCUGAUCUCAGCUGGAGCCUUAAUCUCACUUUAUGACAUUAAGUAAUAAAUAAAAAUCUCGAAAGCAA
Molecule: messenger RNA, 4902 nt
Organism: Chelonia mydas (Green sea turtle)
Lineage: Eukaryota; Metazoa; Chordata; Testudines; Cheloniidae
Product: C-type lectin domain family 2 member D
Exons: 6
Coding region: 757-1365 (202 amino acids)
Source: RefSeq, a predicted model, not a curated record